Arxiozyma heterogenica is the source of this 429-nucleotide messenger RNA. It is a transcript of the gene POL1, whose product is annotated as DNA-directed DNA polymerase alpha catalytic subunit POL1. The coding region runs from base 1 to 429 and encodes 142 amino acids. NCBI's taxonomy places the organism in Eukaryota, Fungi, Ascomycota, Saccharomycetes, Saccharomycetales, Saccharomycetaceae. The record is from RefSeq and is a predicted model, not a curated record. The transcript has a single exon.
AUGAGUAGAAAUGAUAGAUUGGAGAAAUUGAGACGUCUCCAAGCUGCAAAGAAGGAUCAUCGUCAUUCAGGUAAUGAAAAUAUUAAUAAUGACGGGGAGGAAGAUGAUGAUAGAAUAUAUGAUGAAAUAGAUGAAGUAGAAUAUAAGAGAAGAAGACGUCAAGAAUUGUUGCAGGAUGAUUUUGUGGUGGAUGACGACGGUGUUGGAUAUGCUGACAGAGGUGUGGAAGAUGAUUGGCAAAAUGAACAUUAUUAUUCAAGUGAAGAUUUCGAGGAUUUUGAUGAUAAUAGUGGUAUGAAGGAUGCAAGUAUAAAUAAACGCAAAGCGAAAAAAAGAGAUAAAGACAAUAAAGAAGGAAAUGUGAUAGGACAGAUGUUACGUCUACAACAACAACAGAGGAAAAAAAAAUAUAGCAUUGUCUUUGAAUAA